Messenger RNA from Xenopus laevis (African clawed frog), 1751 nucleotides. It is a transcript of the gene naga.S, whose product is annotated as N-acetylgalactosaminidase, alpha- S homeolog. The record is from RefSeq and is a predicted model, not a curated record. Gene Ontology annotation, biological process: glycosphingolipid catabolic process; carbohydrate metabolic process; glycoside catabolic process. The coding region runs from base 162 to 1394 and encodes 410 amino acids. NCBI's taxonomy places the organism in Eukaryota, Metazoa, Chordata, Amphibia, Anura, Pipidae. The transcript is spliced from 8 exons. Gene Ontology annotation, cellular component: cytoplasm; lysosome; extracellular region. Gene Ontology annotation, molecular function: hydrolase activity, hydrolyzing O-glycosyl compounds; alpha-galactosidase activity.
GUGAUCUGUGUGUGUGUGUCUUUACUUCCUGGUUAUUAUGUAGCUUCGGUACAACCAGGAGUUUGUGGCUGCUGGAGGGCAGUUUAUGGGAACAGAGACUGCUCUGGGUUUCUCCUGCCCAUUUUGUGUUACUGAAGGCAGGUUCAUUCACAGGUUACAAAAUGCAUCUCACAUCCCUUUGUCUCCUGCUGACCUUGAUGGGCCUGUGCUGGUGUUUGGACAAUGGCUUAGUAAGAACCCCACCAAUGGGCUGGAUGACAUGGCAGAGGUACAGAUGUAACAUAGACUGCAAAAGUGAUCCAGACAAUUGCAUCAGUGAGAAUUUAAUAAAAAUCAUGGCUGAUGAGAUGGCGGACAGUGGCUGGCGAGAUCUUGGUUAUGUUUAUGUCUGCAUUGAUGACUGCUGGUCUCAGAAACAAAGGGAUUCUAAUGGAAGGCUUCAGCCUGAUCCUGAAAGGUUUCCAAGUGGCAUGAAAGCCCUAGCUGACUAUGUUCAUGCUAAAGGGUUGAAACUGGGAAUAUACAGUGACAUGGGUAACUACACGUGUGGUGGGUACCCUGGAACAACACUGGACACCAUCAAGACUGAUGCUGAAACUUUUGCAUCCUGGGAAGUUGACAUGUUGAAAUUUGAUGGAUGCUAUUCAAAUUCUACUGAAAAGGCUUUAGGAUAUCCUAAAAUGAGUGAAGCUUUAAAUGCUACUGGGAGGCCAAUCCUGUAUUCCUGUAGCUGGCCAGCCUAUGAGGGUGGACUUCCUCCAAAGGUAAACUACACUCAGCUGGGCAGCAUCUGUAACAUGUGGCGAAACUACGAUGACAUUGACGAUUCCUGGGACAGUGUGCUGGAUAUUAUCGAGUGGUAUGCUAAAAAUCAGGAUGUGUUACAACCCGCUGCAGGACCUGGAAGAUGGAAUGACCCAGACAUGCUGAUAACGGGAGACUUUGGCCUAAGCUAUGAGCAAUCCAAAUCCCAACUGGCUAUUUGGGCAAUUCUGGCAGCACCUCUUAUCAUGUCUAAUGACCUCAGAGCAAUAUCUCAAGAUGCCAAAGAUCUAUUGCAAAAUCGCUUGUUGAUUUACAUUAACCAAGACUCUUUGGGAAAGCAGGGAAGUCUCAUCUCACGAAUUGGCAAUCUGGAGGUGUGGAAGCGAGAGCUGAUUAAUGGACAGUAUGCAUUGGCCGUGCUAAAUAAAGGAACGGAUGGAUUACCCAGACCUUACUCUACCAACCUUGGCCUGCUCAACGUCACUCAAUGUACUGAUGGCUAUAAACUGUACAAUGUAUUUGAAAAAGAAUACUUAGGGAUGUUUACAUCUAGUACACCAAUCAUUAUAAGGGUAAACCCCACUGGUGUUAUUUUUCUGUUCUUACGUCCGGUAUCAUACAUUCCAUAAUAUCACUGCAGUUCAAACCUUGUUAGUAGAAGGAUGGUGCAACUAUCACAGGAUGGAUUUAAAUUGGAUUCACUGGUAUAAAAUGCCAUACUGGGCAAUAUUUUUGUGUGUACAGACCUACAAAUGCACAAGAUAUUUAUAUGCUGCUUUUAAACAAUCAGAACAUUGUGAAGGGGUAUACUCUACUAUUGCUAGAUCACUUAUGGGUGAUUUCUCGCUGAUUUACACUGCUCUCAGAAAAACUCAACAGAAUCAAUAAUUUUUGGAUCUGGCCAAAAGUAAAAUUUUUCACACAAAAAAAUGGCUGAAUACUGAACCGUAGUUUGCACAUUAUUUUUAUUUUGUACAAAAAAAUUA